This is a messenger RNA of Rotaria socialis, 426 nucleotides long. The record is from the annotation of a GenBank genome assembly. NCBI's taxonomy places the organism in Eukaryota, Metazoa, Rotifera, Eurotatoria, Philodinida, Philodinidae.
AUGGAUAAAGUUGAUGUAAAUGACGGUGUAUUCAGUGCACUAGAGGCUGGAGUGCCGUGGACCACACCAUUAUCCGGUUGUUUUGAUGAUGUGGAUACUUGUGUUUAUGGGCUCUGGUGUCUUCCAUGCUUAUUCGGUCAAAAUGCUAAACAGAUCGAUGGCACUGACUGUACUACAAUGUGCUGUCUCUAUUCGCUUUUAGGGUGCCUUGGUAUGUGUUGGAUACCGCAUGUAUUGAAGAGAAAAAUACUACGUCAGAAAUAUUCCCUGAGAGAAGAACCGUGCGAAGAUUCGUUUGCCACUUGUUGCUGUGGUCCAUGUGCUGUUUGUCAGGAAACUCGGGAAUUAAAAGCGAGAGCUGGAUCUACAUGGAUCCCUAGAGUCGCACCCGUUCGUCAACAACCAGUAGUGGCUUAUCGACGAUAA